Molecule: messenger RNA, 2093 nt
Organism: Cyprinodon tularosa
Lineage: Eukaryota; Metazoa; Chordata; Actinopteri; Cyprinodontiformes; Cyprinodontidae
Product: prostasin-like
Exons: 13
Coding region: 1-1848 (615 amino acids)
Biological process (GO): proteolysis
Molecular function (GO): serine-type endopeptidase activity
Source: RefSeq, a predicted model, not a curated record
AUGGCUUUGGACAAACCGUUGUAUAUUCUGGCCCUUGUGUUGCUUUUCCUUGCAGAGGCUGGUGCUCAGCCCCAUGUUUCCCCUUCAGUGUGCGGCAUCGCCCGUCAAAACCACAAAAUUGUUGGAGGUGAAGAUGCUUCACCCAAAAGUUGGCCUUGGCAGGUUGAUCUGCAGCGCUCAGGCACACACUGGUGUGGGGGGUCCCUCAUCAGCAAAAAGUGGGUACUGACUGCCGCUCACUGCGUCACUGGAACAGAACCAUUCAUAUGGGAGGUUUUUCUUGGGCGGCAGAAGCUGACGGAUGGAAACACAAAAACUGAAGUUUCCAGAAAGAUCAGAAAAAUCGUUGUACACCCCAGAUUUAAUUCUUUAACCUUAGAUAAUGACAUUGCGCUGCUCAGACUCUCCUCAUCAGUGAAGUUUACAGACUACAUCAGACCAGUGUGCUUGGCAGAGAGAGGCAGCACGUUCAGCAAUGGCACCAACAGCUGGGUCACCGGCUGGGGAAAUGUAGCAGAGGGAGUGCCUCUACCUUAUCCUAAAACCCUUCAGGAGGUGAAAGUACCAGUUAUAGGAAACAGACAAUGCAACUGUUUGCUUGGAAAAGGACGUGUAACAGACAACAUGAUCUGUGCUGGAGUUCUUCCAGGAGGCAGUGAUUCUUGUCAGGAUGACUCAGGAGGUCCGAUGGUGAGUAAGCAACGCUCUCGCUGGAUCCAGUCCGGAGUUGUUAGCUUUGGGGAUGGCUGCGCUCGACCAAGUCUGCCUGGAGUUUACACCAGAGUGUCCCGUUACCAGUCCUGGAUAAACUCCAAUAUCAGAUUUAAUAAACCGGGUUUUAUGCCGUUUGCCUCCAGCGGAGUGGAUCCUGACAAAACCUUCAACUGUUGGAAAGCCAAACUUGGAUUUGUUUCUGAAACGGCAGCACAGAUGGAUUUUGCACUCAAACUCAUAAUGGCUGGAAAACUGCUGCACAUUUUGGCUUUGGUGAGCCUUCUUUAUGCAGAAUCACAUGCACAGCCUAAUGAGUGCGGCAUCGCUCCUCAAAACCCCAAAAUAGUUGGAGGUCAAAAUGCCUCACCUGGAAGUUGGCCAUGGCAGGUGAGCCUGCAGAGAUAUGGUAGGCAUUCAUGUGGAGGUUCCCUCAUCAGCAGAAACUGGGUGCUGACGGCUGCUCACUGCGUCGAUCGUACAAAUCCAUCCAGGCUGCAGGUUUCUCUUGGUCUGCAGCAGCUGCAGGGUGGGAACACAAAUACCCAAGUAUCUGUUGGAGUUAGUAGCAUCAUUGUGCACCCAAAAUAUAAGAGGAGUACCAAUGACAAUGACAUUGCAUUGCUUAGACUCUCUUCUCCAGUGAAGUUCACUAAAAACAUCAGGCCGAUGUGUUUGGCAGCAAGUGGCAGCCAGUUCAAUAAUGGAACCCCUAGCUGGGUCACAGGGUGGGGAAACGUGGCACAGGGAGUGCCUUUACGACCUCCCAAAACUCUUCAGGAAGUGAAGGUACCAGUUAUAGGAAACAGACAGUGUAACUGUUUUUACAGAGGGAUUACAGACAACAUGAUCUGCUCUGGUGUUCUGUCAGGAGGCAAGGACUCGUGUCAGGGUGACUCAGGAGGUCCGAUGGUUAGUAAGCAAAGCUCUCGCUGGAUCCAGUCCGGAGUUGUUAGCUUUGGGGAAGGCUGCGCUCGACCUAGGAAGCCUGGAGUCUACACCAGAGUGUCCCGUUACCAGUCCUGGAUUAACUCCAACAUCAGAGAUAAUAAGCCAGGCUUUGUCCAGUUCACCUCCAGCGGAGUGGACCCUGACAAAAACUUUUCCUGUCGACGCUCGCCAUUUUUACCCAAAUAACAAGAUCAAGACCUACAACUGUGACUAACAGCAGUUUUAACACCAAGUGUCUGCAAAAAUCAAAGUUUUAAUUUAAGUGAAAACAAUAUUCUAAUUCUCAAAGUAGACAACAGUACUAUUGUAUACAAUAGCAAACUAUUUCCUUAAAUACUUCUGUCAUUGUCCGAAUGUUUGAUCUACCUUAGUGCCAACUGUAGAAUGCAAUUGUAUGAAGUCCUAUUUAUUCUGAUUACACAAAACAAAAC